ACUGGAAUGUGUUGAAAGGGAAAUUUUUAUCUAUACUGGAAAAUUUACAAUUUUUUCGAUUUUAAACUCAAGUACAAAUUUUCAGUACCCAAACUGUCAAAUUGUACUGUGCCGUGAUUUCAGUUUCCUUGAAGAAAAAGAGUUAGCAAAUUGAAAAUGGCCAGUAUUGCUUCUAAAGGAUCUGGUUUGGUAAACCAGCUUAUGGUCCAAGCUAGACCACAGUUGGACGUUUUCUUGAAAUACGCCAAAGUGGAGCUAACACCACCAACUCCUGCUGACAUCCCAGCUAUUCGCCAAGGAAUUAGCCGACUCAUCACCGGUGCUCGCACUGGUGCAUGGAAAAAUGUUACUGUCCGCGAAGGAUGGUUGAACACUUUGGUGACAAUGGAAGUAUGUUUUUGGUUUUAUGUUGGUGAAUGCAUCGGAAAGCGUCACAUUGUUGGAUACGAUGUUUAAAUUAGUGCUUUCGUAAGCCAUUUCGUUAAUUUGUAACUCUCAGCAUCCCAUUGUUGGGAUGAUUUUUUCCAUGAAAAGAAACAAUAAAGAUAUAAAUUAAACAAA
Messenger RNA from Eupeodes corollae, 561 nucleotides. It is a transcript of the gene ATPsynG, whose product is annotated as ATP synthase subunit g, mitochondrial. Gene Ontology annotation, biological process: proton motive force-driven ATP synthesis. The coding region runs from base 157 to 456 and encodes 99 amino acids. The transcript has 3 exons. Gene Ontology annotation, molecular function: proton transmembrane transporter activity. The record is from RefSeq and is a predicted model, not a curated record. NCBI's taxonomy places the organism in Eukaryota, Metazoa, Arthropoda, Insecta, Diptera, Syrphidae.